CCGCGGCCUCAGUAUGGCUGCUUUACGUUCUCUGUUAUUGAGUGUCCGGAGGCUGCACAGCAGUGUGGCGGCUCAGGCGGGUAGCCAGUGGCGACUCCAGCAGGGCCUGGCUGCCAACCCCUCCGGCUACGGGCCCCUGACGGAGUACCCAGACUGGUCUUACGCUGAUGGCCGCCCCGCACCUCCAAUGAGAGGCCAACUUCGAAGAAAAGCCCAAAGGGAGAAGUUUGCAAGACGAGUUGUACUGCUGUCACAGGAAAUGGAUGCUGGAUUACAGGCAUGGCAGCUCAGGCAGCAGCAGAAGUUGCAGGAAGAAGAAAGGAAGCAGAAAAAUGCUCUUAAACCCAAAGGGGCCCUCCUGCAGAACCCACGAUCAAAUCAAUAAAAAACAGUUCCUGUCUCCCUUUCCUGGCCUCUCUCUGGCUUUCUUCUCUAUCACCUACAUGCCUCAUCCCAGCCAGAAGAGAGAGCCUUCACGUUCCCCAUCUAUCUUCAGAGCACGAGAGCGUGGACACCGGGAAGAACCGCCUGUAGAUCACUGCCUGGAGGAGCUGGCCUAGUGCCCUCAUCCCUGGCUCCAUUCCAGUUCAGUGGAAUCUUGCUCUGGGAUCCUUCCCCGCCUUCGCAGGCCAUAGGACUGGCCCAACUGAGAACAGCAGCUACUCUCCGUACAUGAAAAUGGGGCAGCAGCUCUCCUGGUUUUAGCUUGGCACUCAGGCCUUUAAAGGCCUAUACACAGCUCAGACUGCAUGUAGUUACUCAUUUAAUAAAUGUUCUGAUGAAAAAGGC
Neogale vison (American mink) is the source of this 789-nucleotide messenger RNA. RefSeq names its product mitochondrial ribosomal protein L52 (gene MRPL52). The transcript has 5 exons. Lineage: Eukaryota; Metazoa; Chordata; Mammalia; Carnivora; Mustelidae. The record is from RefSeq and is a predicted model, not a curated record. Gene Ontology annotation, molecular function: structural constituent of ribosome. Gene Ontology annotation, cellular component: mitochondrial large ribosomal subunit. Gene Ontology annotation, biological process: mitochondrial translation. The coding region runs from base 14 to 385 and encodes 123 amino acids.